ACAUUUUAGUUUAUUAUGAUCUAGCGGCCUUUAGUAACGUUCUUUCAAAGCGUAAUUUGUGAUUGCGAAACACUGAAAAUACGAAGUGUCAUGCGCAUGUGUUAUGAAUGUUGUUGUUAAAUUCUAAGUAUAGAUACUUUGGUAGCGUGAAUUUUGUUUGCUAGUAUAGCUAGUUCUUAUACAGAGCAACGUAUUACUGUACAAAUGCAUAUGUUUUCUUAUCACCGAAUUAUUAGAACUGGUACGCUACCGCAGCUCGAUUUGCUUCAAAAUUUUGUGCGGUACCAUUCAAGACAAAUUUUUCAUGACUUGAAGUUCUUUAAGAAUGCUGACAGCCAAGGAAAGGUCGUCAAGCUCAAUAAAUCCGACGUAGUUGAGACUCUUAGCUCUGGUGGUACAAAAGGUGGCCAAAAAGCAAAUCGAACACAUAACAUUGUACACUAUACACAUACACCUACUGGCGUUACGGCCACGUCUAAAGACACACGUCAAUUACCUGAUAACAGAGAAAUAGCUAUGAUGAAACUGCGAACGUCGGUGGACAUUCAUUUAAAAGCGGACAAAAGCGUUUUUAUCGAGAAACGCAAGCAAGAAGAAGAAAGAAGAAAAAUACAAAAAGAACAUUCGGAAAAAAACGCAAAAAUACAUUCUGAACAAAGAUUGAAAUUUAAAGAUAUGAUAUCUAAAGAUGAUGACGUAAUAUACUAAAAUAUUUCAAAAUACACCAAUAUAAAAAGGGUAAUCUGUUUAUAUAAUAAUAAAUGAAGUGCGUAUGUUGUGUUUAUUGACAUUCAUUGUCGCAUUUCGUCAACUAAAAACAACUAAAACAACACAAUCAAAAAGCAUUUUUAAUUAUUUAGUAAUACCAUUGAUUUCCUUUAUGAACAGAAGUGUUAUCAAAAAUUACCAUUGUGUCUAAUGAUGUAUGCAUAUUGUACAUAACCCACAUGUUUAUGUUAUGACAUAGCACUUAAUCUUUUAUAUUUUGCACCAGUUUCACCUAUAUUAAGUUUACCAUUAGAAAAAAAGAAUGCCAGCAAAAGACAUUAAAAUACAUUCUGUGGUUGCUUGUUGUAACAAUGGUGGAAUUGGAUUUAAAGGUCGUUUACCAUGGAGAUUGCCCAAAGAGAUGAAAUAUUUCAAGAGGAUCACCACAGGAGAAGUGGAGGAGUUUGGUGGAAGGAGAAACGUCGUCAUCAUUGGGAGGAAAACAUGGGAGUCAAUCCCAAAGUCCUUUAAACCUUUAAAAGAUCGAAUAAACAUCGUUAUUAGUCGGACUUUAGAUAAAGAUUGUGAAGGCCCAGAUCUUGUCGUCAACUCAUUAGAUGAACUGAUUGAUCUUCUUCAUUCUAAACCAUGGUGUGAUAAGAUCAACCAAGUUUUUAACAUUGGAGGAAAUGAAAUAUAUAAGUUAAUCCACAACUCUCAGUAUUGUGGUAAGAUUUAUCUAACAAGAGUACUGGCUGACCUCCAAUGUGACACAUUCCUUGAAAAUUUGGAUGAUAAUUUCACCAAGCUGCCUACUGAAGGAUUUCCGGAAGUCCCACAAGGCAUUCAGAUGGACAAGAAUGAUCUGCAGUGGAAAGUAGAGGUUUAUGAAAAGAAAACUACUUGAGUAACACAUCAUGCUUCAUGGAAGGUUACCUUUUCAUUAAUUGUAUUUCAGGGCUUUUAAACUUAUGUUGCAAGCCAUGAUGUCUAUCCAGUAGUUUUUAUAAUGGCUUGCCUCAGAUAGAAUGUUGUUUAUUACUUAUUGGUUAUGGUUCAAUGCAACAUUUAGUUUAUAUUGUUGCACUGUGCUUGCUAAGAUAAGAGCUUUCAGAUCUAUAAGCUAAUUGCAAAAUCCAAAUGUAUAUUCGGCUUUUGGAAUGGUGGUCUUGUGGGUUCUGGCUAAAAUAUUUUCUUGGUCAAUGCUCUAUACACUUCACAAUCAUUUAAGUGCGUUAAGGCCCUUUACUGUAUUUUAAAAUCAAGCCCCAAAACUCUUAAUAACUAACAGUGUAACUACAGAGAUAAAACGACAUAUGUUUUCUGUUAAACACCCUUGGUUUCUGCAAAUGGUUAGUUUUAAAAAUAGUUUUUAUACCUAUCCCUUACUGCCAUUUUCAUUUUACACAUCAGUUUUGCAACCUAUGUAACAAUAAACAACCUUUUUCAUA
Molecule: messenger RNA, 2159 nt
Organism: Ciona intestinalis (vase tunicate)
Lineage: Eukaryota; Metazoa; Chordata; Ascidiacea; Phlebobranchia; Cionidae
Source: RefSeq, a predicted model, not a curated record